UAAAACCCGCGCGUUACUUACAUUGUACUCCUUGUCAAGGGAUUUCAACAAUCUUUCGGUGAGUUCGGUGCAAUAUCUCUGCAUCGGUAGGGCACACAGAAGGCCCUCGUCGGGAAGGAAUUGUGGGUGUUCAGUAUAUGUGUCCUGAGUCGUCUCCACGCCGCACACGAGUCUCACUUCGAUGCGAGGGCCAGCGAGGGCGAGAACGCACUGGCAAUGGCGACGACACCGAACUGCUGAGUGACUUGGUUCGUUCGUCAAGCCCUCCCUGCCUCUCAAGUGCUGCCGACGUGCUCGGAGCCUCAUACUCUGCUCUAUCACCAAAGCCGUAACCCCUCUCCGGACCCAGACGAUCGUAUAAUUCCUAUGACUUUUAUUAACUCGUGGUCGCUCGUGGAAGUUCGAGUCCCUUCGAGCUAAAAACUUAAGCGCUGUCUUCAAUUAUUUUUACGUAUUAUUUUAUUUAUGUUUUUUUAAAUAUAUGUAAUUGUAAAUAAGCCUUUAUUUUAAGCAAGUGGAGUUUUGAACCACCAUCUUGUGGAUUGUAAAUAUAAAUAAUUUAAUAAUAAUAAUAAAAAAAAAUUGUUUUUUUUUUUAAAUAUUCGUGUUUAUUGAUGACGGAUUUAUGGUAUUGAUAUUGGAGUGGAGAUGGAGGAAAUUGUCGAGUUGAAUGAUGAUCAGGGGGAUGGAGAAAUUUUAAAUGAAGAUGAUGACUCCCAGGUACCACUUGACAAUACAUUUGAUAUGACAUUGGCUACGUCUCACUCAUAUUUAGGUGACAAUUUACAAGUACUUCGUGGCAGGACGUUGCUAGACAAUGGAAUCUAUGUAAAUUUACCUCUGUGGCCACCAGAAUCAACGCGACCAAGAUGGCUGGUACUUUUUCCCGGUGGUACUUUGCCUAUUGUCGCUCGUAAUUCACGGCCUAUUGAAAUGUUGCGUCAGUGUAUUGCCAAGGAUCGAACCUUCGGAGUCGUCUGUGUUCGAGAUGUAAAUAGUGUGGGCACAACUGCAGAAAUUUAUGAGUACACUGAGGAAUCUUUGAUUCAUGGGCUGGAGGAAGUGCGCGUCAAAGCCAAAGGCAGACAGCGAUUUAAAAUAAUACGUAUAAAAAAUACUACGGGAAGGAUACCUGUCGCUGAUGUCAAGAUAUUACCGGAAGUUGAAUUGGGAUCACCUAAUUAUGAAAGUCGUAUUGCGUCUUUAGAUCGGUUACGAGGACCGACAACAGAUCGUAAUAUUAAGAGACUGAAUAAAGUUGCGAGAAUUGACGCUGCUUUAACACCCUGGCCUUCUUGGGUCUAUCAUCUCUAUGACCCUAAAAGACUGUCUGCAAAAAUUCAUAAUUAUUUAAAGUUCUUACAGUCAAAAGGAGGGAACAUUCCAAGUGAUCCAACAGAGUUAUCAUUUUGGGUAGCGCAGAAUUUAGUUAUCACACCCAAGACAGCUCUUUCGCUUCUCGAAAUAGAUUCAGUGAUAUUUAGACUCCAGAGAGAAGAAAAACUACUCCGUAAAUUGGCAAAUAAUAUUUUUGUUUGCAAACGAUGUGGUGCCAAAGUUGCAAGACAAACAGACGUCUUCCAAAUGAAUGAAGAAGGUGUGCAGAGUGCGUACUGCAAUCCCGCUGGAGCGAUACAUGAAACAGUAACACUUCAUAAAGCACAGGCGCUGGUACUUGACAAUGCGCCGGCUUCAACAGAGUACAGUUGGUUUCCUGGUUAUGCCUGGACAAUAGCACAUUGUGGUGGAUGUCGUUUCCAUAUGGGCUGGAGAUUCACAGCAACACGACGUGAUUUAAAGCCACAAUCAUUCUGGGGCCUGACGCGCACCUCUCUAGCCUGGGGUGAAAGAGAGAGUCAUUAUUGUGAUGAAUGGGAUUCAGAUGAUGAAAAUAACGAAAAUAAUGAUCAAUCUGACGCUGAAUUCUUACCUCCGUACUCUAAUAUUUAUUGAUCAUGUUUAAAAAGUUUAUUGUUUUGUAUUAUUCUAUCUACUAUAAAUAUUAAAGUUUUCUAAAAACUUACCAUGGAGAGGAAGUUUCCGACAUUCUUGUCGAUGUUUUUUUUCUUAGAGACAUGGAUCAUAAUUAAGGUUAACAGAAUUCAUAUCUACAUCCUCAGUAGAAAACCUCUUUCUAAUUUUUCAAAUUUCGCGAUAUCUGUUCCCUUAAAUUUUUGGUGAUGGAGAUAAAAAUUAUAAACAAACGCGUCGCAGGCUCAGACAAUGGACCUGUUUGGCCGAACUGUUCUUAGUAAACUUAGCAAGUUACUCAGUGUAAAAAAAAUAAACUGCGCGACUGAGUGCAGCGCGUUUCUGUCUGGACACAAUUACUGACUUUUGCUAGUCGUAUUGCCAUCACCGUAUUUGUUUACCUACAGUAUAACUUUAUAAUUUUAAAAUAUUUUUUAUAGCUCGUAUCAGUGAAAUAUAAAUUAAAAAAAACUCAUACUGAGCAGUUAUAAAACUUUGAUCCUCCCUGAGGAAUUAUUUUAUUUCACAUAAAAAAAAAAUAAAUAAAUUAAUAAAAUCUUUUAGUUGAAGCUUCUGUUUGUUUAUAAUUUAUAAAUGAAUUUUGCAACGCGAUACUAAAUAAAAUUACGUCACAAUAAAAGUUGCUUAGUAUCUGACAAGUGUUUGGUCGAAAACUUAAGUAAGUACUUUUAGUAACUUAUUAAGUUCACUAAGGACCUAGUCCGGCCCAACUGGCCCAAUAUGUGCUGCGAUUGCUGAUAAAAAAUGUAAAAGUCAUUUGUCAAAACUGUCAGUCUAGGUUUUCUACUCAGGAUGUCAUUGAUAUAUUUAAGAGAAAAACCUGGACAAAGUUUUCUUACAUUAAUUGUGUACGUGAGGUAAGAGACCCAGUGCCCGACCAGGGAACUAGUACCCGGUCACUCACGUCUUUGAAUUCUAUAUUUACUAAAUUUUACUAAAUAUAUCUAUACAAAUAUAUGGAGCAAUCGAGUACUGGUUCCCUGAUCAAGUACCAGGUCUUACUCCACAAUAAGGACAGUGCCGGUCUUAAUUUAAGGCAAGGAUAAAAAUAGGUUAAACUUUUGCGUUCAUAUAUCGUAUAUUUAUCGACCACCUUAUGGAUAAUUUAUUUAAUAUAUUUAUUUAUAUAUUUAUAUAAUAAUAAUAAUAAUAAUUAAUAAUUAAACCUAUUUAUAUAUAUAUUUAUAUUUUCACCAGUA
Molecule: messenger RNA, 3191 nt
Organism: Microplitis mediator
Lineage: Eukaryota; Metazoa; Arthropoda; Insecta; Hymenoptera; Braconidae
Gene: ohgt
Product: protein cereblon
Exons: 7
Coding region: 649-1953 (434 amino acids)
Source: RefSeq, a predicted model, not a curated record